Messenger RNA from Microthlaspi erraticum, 858 nucleotides. Lineage: Eukaryota; Viridiplantae; Streptophyta; Magnoliopsida; Brassicales; Brassicaceae. The record is from the annotation of a GenBank genome assembly.
AUGGGUGAAUCUGCUGUUCUGUUCCAUUCAUAUUCGUUCGCAGCUCCUCUUUCUCGUAAUGAAUCUCAUGAGGACAAUACGGUUCAUGCGCUUAGCCAAUCAGUUUCCUUUGGUAGGUUCAUUGAAGAGAAUCUUGAAUGGGGAAAAUGGUCAAGUUUCUCACACAAGAAGUAUGUGGAUGAAGCAGAGAAAUUCUCUCAGCCUGGAUCUGUUGCUCAGAAGAAAGCUUUCUUCGAAGCUCAUUACAAGAAGAUAGCUGAUGCCAAGAAGGCCAAAGCUUCAGAUGAAUCAUCUGUUCAAAAGCAAGAACAAGAGCAACCAGAAAGUGUUGCUGUGUUGUUAAACACUUUGGAGACAUUGACUAAAGAUGAAGUUAAGGAAGAAGAGAGUAGUUGUGAAGAAGUGUUGGUGUUGAGUAUUGAGAAUGAUGAAGAAGCUGAAAGAACAAGUGUUGUUGUGGCUUUGGAACAAGGAGAUAAAGUUGUGCUUGCAGAUGAUUUACAAGCUGUUCUUGAAGUGGUUGAUGAAGUGGAAGAGAAGAAGAGCUUUUCUGUUGAAGAAAAGGAAGAAGAGGAAAGAUCUGUAACCAAGAACUCAUCGGACAAAGCAAUGGAGAUUGAUUUAUCAGAGAAAAUAAGUGAGAGACCGAUAGCUCAGCCUCAUAGUUUGAUGAAGAAGAAAGAAAAAGCAGUUAGUCAGAGAUUCAGUUUCUUGAAGUUCUUGAUGGGAAGCACUAAAACUCAAGAUCAGAACACAACAAGGAGGAAGAUGGGUAAGAAACAGAACAAGCAGUUUCUAUGUCUUUGCUUCAAUCCAGAGAUGGUGGGAGAAGGAGAAGCACAGAGGAGGAAUGUCUGA